This is a messenger RNA of Chondrus crispus (carragheen), 1908 nucleotides long. RefSeq lists its product as hypothetical. The transcript has a single exon. The record is from RefSeq and is a predicted model, not a curated record. The coding region runs from base 1 to 1908 and encodes 635 amino acids. Gene Ontology annotation, molecular function: glycosyltransferase activity. Lineage: Eukaryota; Rhodophyta; Florideophyceae; Gigartinales; Gigartinaceae.
AUGCCCUUACGGCCCAAACUCAACAAGGAAAGAUGGAAGCCUAACGGAUCUGCGAUUUCUGAGAAAGGUCUGAACCCUCAGUCAACAUCGACGAAUUCGAGCGUACCACCUGGGGCUGCAAAAAAAAACGACCCGGAAACGGUGAACGGAAGCUCAGAAAGGAAAAUACAAAAUCCUGAGAGUAUCAAUAGUGUCGUUCCCAGGCACAAAGUGAAGACAGAAACGAUCGUGAACCAUAAUGUGAAGCAUGCAGAAAACAACAAGACAAGUGGGAAGUUUGCCACUGGGUCGCAGGUAACGCAAGGGAGUAGCGAAACACCGUUAAAAGAAAAGAAAAGUACCAACGAACAGAGCCCUAUGGGAGAACCUUCUGCUUCACCAUCUUCCGGAGGAGACCUCUCAAUUGGUAUCACGAGUAACUCACAAAAAUCAAAAGCCUCUCAUCAUCAAGGCUACAACUUGGAUUUUAAGGAGUUAGGAGCAGAUGAUGUGCCUAAAGGACAUGUUCCAGUGCUCAACUGGAACUACAAUGCAGUCAUCGACGCUGAGACAUCUCAGCAAGUGUUUGCAUCUGGGGACAAGUUCCACCAUGUUGCUGUGUACAAACCACUCUGCAUCGAGGCAGAUACUGGUCAGGCGAUCAGGUUCUCAGGAAAACGAGUAUGUGGUGGGUACAAUCGCACGGCGGGCUGGAUGAUCCAGUACUGCAGUGUGCUCAGGAAAUCUCUUCCAAAAGAGAUUUUGCUCAACAUGAAAUCCGACGAUGAGACGAAACAAUGGCUUGACGACAAUCGCUCGCAAAUUCGCUGGGUCGGAGGCUUGACAAUUCUUCAGGUCAUGGAGAAAAACUGCGGUAACAUUGCACAUUUCGCGGGUCGGAUACUGAUGUUGCAGCAUAUCGUUGACAACAUAGCAGCAUAUGCGGCCCCUCCAAGUAUCGUGGAGAAUAUCCUGAUCCUUCCUACUUGGGAUAUCAUGAAGCGAUUUCUAUAUCCGCACAACUAUGAGUACUGGCAUAAGAGCGUGUUUUCCGCUCUGGUUGCUCCGGCAAAGUUCUUUAUUGGAACUUUAGGAAAUUUCAUCUAUCGAGAAAGCAAGGUCUCUUUUUCCGGCCUGCCACGCGUGCAACUCCUGCACAACUUCUCCAUGACGGGCAGUGCUGAACAAGAAAAGAAAUUUGUUUGCUUUCGACGCGCCGUCGUGCCAGGUUUCCUGAAGGGUCGCUUUUUCGCAGAUGAUAGGGAGUAUCCUUCGAAACAACCUUCCCUGCAGACCUCCAUGACAGGUGCUCCUCACAUUCCUCGUGAUAGUCUCCGGUUCCGAGAAAAAGUUCGUGCUCUGUACCACAGUAGUCCAUAUCUUCCUCAGACCCAGAAGGAAGUGGUCUUUCUGGACAGAAACGGUUCACGGCGAGUUUUAGAUGAAAGUUCAAAAUCUAAGGUCGUCCAUUUGUUCCAGAAUGUUUCCUUGGAGAAGGGAUAUCGAUUUAAAAUUGUGUCAUUUGAUAAUAUGCCAUUCAAGGAACAAUACGAGACAAUGACCGCCGCAUCUAUCGCCAUUGGCAUUCACGGGGCUAAUCUUGUGAACACAAUGUUUAUGCCGCCGUUAUCUGUCUUAUUCGAGUUAUUUCCUUUUGGUUUCGAACAUGACAUGUACAUCAAUGGGGGAAACUCUGGUUUGAAGUAUUUUAAGUAUCAGAUGCAAACAGGUCUUCCCUUCAACGGCCCGAAGCAAUUUCGAACAGUGGAGCAAUGUAUAAAAUUGAGUCACGAAUGCAAAGUUCAUUUCAGGGAUUCUACCCUGCAAGUAACUGCCAACGAUCUUGAAGAGAUGGAACGAAUUCUUCGAGAAGCUGUUCGAUGGUGCGACGAUCAACCAGCAGUUUCCCACCAUCAAGGGAUUUCAUGA